ACGACGCACACCUCUUUAUGUUAGCUCCGCGUAAUCGCCGCUGUUUUUCUUUUUUUGUAAACCGACAAGGUAAAAAUUUAGCUUAAUUAAUAGCUAACACCGAGUGCAAUCAAUUAUCAAUAAUUGAAUCGACUGUUUUCCUUAUUGUUCCUGUCGUACUUAAAAAUGUAGUUUUUCUAAUAUUUGACAAGUGCGACUACCAAAUUAUCGUUGCGCCGCGCAGGCAACACGUUAUCUCGUUCUUCGGUCAGCGGCUCGUGACCUUCGCUCACUAAUUAUGCCACCCAAAAUAAACAACCAUUUAUCAAAUGUGAAAAAUAAUAAACAAGAUUAAAACACCAACAUUAUACAGCCUGCUCGCCUAGCAGAAAUACAAAACUCUGAAAUGAAUAAUUCAGGCCACAGCCUCCAACACAACAUUACGAACAGCCCUGGAAACGGCAACUGGACUACUCAAGUAAAUAAAAGAAACCAUUCAAGCUCAUCAUCAGGUUCUUCCACCUCCAAACCUUCUUCCUCUAAUAAUGCACAACCAAAAACAAAAAAACUGUCAUUCUCAACACGUAAUCGCUAUGAACCACUUACGAUCGCCGAACCUAUCGACACGGUUUUUGAUACAGACAUGGUAUCCGAAGAUCCAGACAUCACGGUCCGUGCCAAACCACCUCCCCUGAUUUUUAUGAAAGGAAUAAACGACUUUCCUGGCUUCUGUACAACUUUAAUUGAGUUGAUAGGAGUUGAUAACUUCAUUUGCAAAGCCACCACAGACCGCUAAUAAAUUCAGACCGCCAAUCCCGAAUCUUAUAGACUUCUAAUACAUUAUUUAAAGGAACAUAACGCCAAAUACCACACAUACCAGCUCACUGAAGACAAACCUACGAGGAUAGUCAUCCGUAAUCUGCACCCUACUACGCCAAUUGAACUGAUAAAAUCUGAACUCGAGACACGCCUCUUCGAAGUCAGGCAAGUCACGAACGUCCUUCACAAGACUAGCAAGCACCCACUCCCACUGUUCUUCGUUGAUUUAGAACCCACCGAUCACUCUAAUCAAAUCUACCAAUUAUCUUCCCUUCUGCACACAAAAAUUAAGGUUGAAGAACCAUACAAGCCUAAGUUAAUUAGCCAAUGUCAAAAUUGCCAAGAUUACGGCCACACCCGGGCGUAUUGUGGUUACUC
Messenger RNA from Myzus persicae (green peach aphid), 1176 nucleotides. RefSeq lists its product as uncharacterized. The record is from RefSeq and is a predicted model, not a curated record. The transcript has 2 exons. The coding region runs from base 386 to 775 and encodes 129 amino acids. NCBI's taxonomy places the organism in Eukaryota, Metazoa, Arthropoda, Insecta, Hemiptera, Aphididae.